CCGCCGGAAGUGUCGUGUUCACAGAAACACUAUUCAGCGUUCCGCUUCCAGUCGUUUAACGCGAAUUACACUGAAGAGAAGCUGCAGAUAUGGCGCAUUUAACGACAAACCCGGCGGAUAAAGAGCGGUUUAUGUGCAUCUAUCCGGCUUACAUCAACAGUAAAAAGACAUUAGCAGAAGGCAGAAGAAUAGCUGCAGAGAAGGCGGUGGAGAACCCAUCGUGUGCUGAGAUCCGGGACGUUCUGACCGCCGCUGGACUCAAUGUUCUGCUGGAGAACAAGAUGUAUCCGCGCGAAUGGAACAGAGACGUUCAGUUCAGAGGGAGAGUGCGGAUUCAGCUCAAACUCGAGGACGGAAGUUUGUGCCAAGACAAGUUUGCAUCUAGGAAAGAUGUGAUGUUGUAUGUGGCGGAGAUGAUCCCGAAACUGAAGAGCAGAACGCAGAAGAGCGGCGGAGCCGAGGCCGGAUCACAGCAGGGAGAAGGAGGGAAGAAAGGGAAGAAGAAGAAGAAGUAGACGACUGGAGAUCAUCUGUUUUGGUUCCUCUUUGACUUUUUGCUGGACUCCAGAUGUUUGAGCGUCUGCAUGUUUUCAUUAUAAACACUCACUUUCAUUUGAGCGCCGCGCCGUUCUUUAGUUUUUAAUAUUUGUCUUAAGUCGCUGGGGUAUAUUUGUAGCAAUAACCAACGAUACAUUG
Messenger RNA from Sinocyclocheilus rhinocerous, 696 nucleotides. RefSeq names its product signal recognition particle 19 (gene srp19). Gene Ontology annotation, cellular component: signal recognition particle, endoplasmic reticulum targeting. Lineage: Eukaryota; Metazoa; Chordata; Actinopteri; Cypriniformes; Cyprinidae. Gene Ontology annotation, molecular function: 7S RNA binding. The coding region runs from base 90 to 515 and encodes 141 amino acids. The record is from RefSeq and is a predicted model, not a curated record. Gene Ontology annotation, biological process: SRP-dependent cotranslational protein targeting to membrane, signal sequence recognition; SRP-dependent cotranslational protein targeting to membrane. The transcript has 5 exons.